CAAGGAGACGCUCGUGUAAGAGUGAAUUUGCAACUCUGGUUAUUUGAAACAGUAACAACAAAUACCACUCAGCGAUGCACCGAUUGCACCACACAACUAAUGGGAAGCCAGGGACAGAGGAGCCAGGACGCCAAUUGCAUCACCGCCAAAGGAAGCAAAAAGCGCCCCGACCAAGCUGGAAACGGGGGAGAGCUUCCUCCCACUCAAGGCCGGCUAUGCCAGGGCGAGGGAGGGGAGGACCAACGUCACCGGCUGCGACGAGCCAGAGAGAGGAAGUCCUGGAAACACGUGUCUGCACCGGCCAAGACUGUGCUCUGCUCUGGAUCUGAUGCUGCUUGCUUGAAUGCAAGUAGGGAGUCGGAAAGCUGCAAAUAACCUGCCAGUGGCAACAUUGUCGUGAUGAGUUUUAUUGAAUAUGGAGAUACGAUAAAAGAAGGAGACACAGCAAUUGUCUUCUUGGGACAUGAAUCGAUGUUUCCAGUGAAGGUGCAACAUGGUGGUAAAACUCAGACUAAGUAUGGCGUUAUUAGACACUCAACCGACCUCAUUGGAAAGAAGUAUGGUUCCAAGGUGACCUGCAGCAAAGGAGGUUGGGUGUACAUCCUUUAUCCGACUCCAGAGUUAUGGACACUGAACUUACCCCACAGAACUCAAAUCCUGUAUUCAACAGAUAUCUCUCUAAUCACCAUGAUGCUUGAGCUGAAACCAGGAAGUAUAGUGUGUGAAUCAGGAACUGGAAGUGGUUCUCUCUCUCAUGCCAUCAUCAGGACAAUUGCCCCAACAGGACAUCUGUAUACAGUGGAGUUCCACCAACAGAGAGCUGAAAAAGCCAUAGAGGAGUUCGAAGAGCACAAAGUGGGGCAUUUGGUGACAGUCAAGACCCAGGAUGUCUGCAAAAAUGGCUUUGGUGUCACCAACAUUGCAGAUGCAGUGUUUCUGGACAUUCCAUCCCCAUGGGAAGCUGUAGGCCAUGCCAAACUAGCAUUAAAACAUGAAGGUGGACGCAUAUGUUCCUUUUCCCCUUGCAUUGAGCAAGUUCAAAGGACCUGCUUAGCUUUGGAGGAACACGGCUUUACUGAAAUCACUACUUCAGAGAUCCUGCUCAGAGUGUACAACGUUCGAACAAUUAGUUUGCAAAUCCCUGAUCUUGGAAAAACAGCAGAUGGUGAUUCCAGCACUGGGGUUGAUGGAGGCAGCCCAUCAACUGAAGAUGCCUUGUGUCCAAAUCUUCAGCAGGAAACUAUACAGUUUAAGAGCGGUGUGCCACUUAAGGAAAUGGUGGGUCACACUGGUUAUUUGACCUUUGCUACUAAAAACCUAUUUUAAAUACAGGCUUGAGAGUGUUUCUGCUGUAUGCCCUCUGAAUGUAACUUUCCCAGCUCUCUGCUUCCAGAGCAAUUCCAUAUAUAGUCAGAUUGAUAUACUGUUUAAAUAGCUAGGCAGGAGCACUAACCGGAUCGGUCUUGGCAAUGUGCUGUUGUAGUAAACAGUGCUUGCCUAGUUAUCAGGUACGGAAGAUGGGCUAAUAGCUAAUAGGUGCAGUUUGGAAUUCACAGAGUAAAAGUCACUCUCUCUCUGUGUGUGUGUAUGUGUGGACACUUCUCCCUCAAAGAGAGUUUGCCAUAAAGGUUUUUUUUCAUGCCUGAAUAUUUGCUUUAGAAAUUUAUUGUAUUUUUUUUUUAAAAAAAGAAGAAUACGAAACAUGUCUAGUGUGGCUUUCAAUUAAGGCCAUUAAAAAUCACACCAUAUGGAGGAAACAUGUUUUUUAUUCAUACCCAAAAACAGCUUCAGAGUGCAGAGACACGUGUACCAAGCUCUUGUCAGCAGUUCUUUAAACUGAAUGCAUCUUUCUCUUGGAAUGUACAACUGCCUUCUGCUUUGGAGCCCAACCCUGUGAUAGGACAAAACUGCUUUCAGUUAAUUGUUAAUUGAAGGGGCUACAACAUGGCACUCCUUGCACUCCAAAGUACCUGCUGAUCUUUGAAUCCAGUGUGGUGCAGCCCUGAUACAUGAGAGUGUUGGUUUUGGCCCUCACUAGUAAAGAACAGGAGCUUUGAAUAAAGUGUGGAUUCAAUAGAGUCUUUUUGUAUAGAAAUACGCUGACAUUGCUUAAAGGUACAAUUUAUAAGACAACAGAUAUUACAUGUAAUUUCAAUGAAUGGGGACAUUCCCUAGAUACAGAAUAUAACACCCACAUUUGCACACGCAGCUUAUAAGUACAGUCAGCUUCCUCGUUUACUUCACUGGGUGGAUAUCAUUGGGCACACACUUUAGCAUUUGUAGAUCUGUAUCUUUUCACUGGAAUGAAUGGAGAAGCCCUUUAGAAUGAAGCAACAGUGUGGCUCAAUCCAUCCAUGGUUUGUCUAUUUUUAAUUUAACACAAUAACACCAGGAGCUCUGGUGGCUCAGCAGACUAAAGCACUGUUAUUAACAUCCACUUACGUCUGCUGCCUGCAAUUACUGCAAGUUCAAAUCUCACCAGGCUCAAGGUUGACUCAGCCUUCCAUCCUUUCUAAGGUAGGUAAAAUGAGGACCCAGAUUAUGGGGGCAAUAAACUGACUUUAUAUAAAUAUACAAAAGUAUGAAGGCUAUUGCUUAACGCAUUGUAAGCCACCCUGAGUCUCCAGAGAAGGGCAGCAUAUAAAUCAAAUUUAAAAAUAAAUAAAUACAUGAGCCUAUUCCAAGCCAUUGUGACAUGUUCAAGAAGCUAUGUCCUGGGUUUAUCAUAGCUCUGUGAAUGCAGAGCGUGUAUGGAGUACAAUCAUGCCAAAGUCAUGCUGAAGAAUCCUCUUGAUGCCCAUGGUAAUUUUGGAGUGCUGGUUUUUUUUUUGUUGUUGUCAUCCUCACAUUUAUAAUCUGAAAAAAGUCAAUAUAAAUCAUUGGGGCUACGUCUUGGAAUAAGUCACUUAAGGCUUAUCUUCAGACAUACUUUCCAUAAGAGAAUCAGUGGAAUUCAACACAUUUGCUGCAAACAAGAUGGUCAGAGGGUUCUCUAUCAUGAGAAAGCACAGGUGUAGGUUUUCAUGGUGGGACUUGGUUGCAACUUUCUUCCUGCAACAGUUAUUCAGGAACAAUUACACCUCUUCAUCUACUCAUUGUAUGAAUAAAUUUUAAGCACAGUUGUGUGUAGUCAUAAAUAAAAGGCUAUGUUUGCAAUAUUCUCAUAUCUUACUCUCCAUCAUCAAAUGCUGUCUUUGUUGGAUCAUUCUUACAUAUAAGAUUAAACUUUAUUGAUCACCACAAA
Pantherophis guttatus is the source of this 3244-nucleotide messenger RNA. It is a transcript of the gene TRMT61A, whose product is annotated as tRNA methyltransferase 61A. Gene Ontology annotation, cellular component: tRNA (m1A) methyltransferase complex; nucleus. Lineage: Eukaryota; Metazoa; Chordata; Lepidosauria; Squamata; Colubridae. The record is from RefSeq and is a predicted model, not a curated record. Gene Ontology annotation, biological process: tRNA methylation. Gene Ontology annotation, molecular function: tRNA (adenine(58)-N1)-methyltransferase activity.